AUCAUUACAACAUCCACAUCGGAAGAAGUUGUCCUGUUGCAUGGUCAUUUCCAGCAGCUCGGUGCAGUAUUUCAGCAGUACAAGUUCAGUUUGCUAUUAUCCUCACACCCGAUUGGUUCAAAAUCGUUUUGACACCAUUGUGUAUGAUUUGUUGGGUGCAAAUUUUGAGUGUAUGUGAUUUGUUAAAUUAUUCACCGGAUUUUAUCAGUGAUGUACUUGACAUUCUCAAGAGAUAAUAGCUAAUCAUUAUGAACCGAACUGAUCGAUACAAAUUGUUUUAGUUCGUGUUUUUCCAGCGCCGAUCGAAACUGUUUUUGAAAAUGGGAGCUUCAUCUGGUAUGAAGAUCUACAUCAUCUCAGCUAUCGCUCAGAUCGUCUCCUUCGUUUGCGGUACCUGCCUAACAUGGUUUUCACCUAUUCAAGUGAAACUAAGCGCAGGUGACACACCCCUAGACCAGCAAUAUGAUAACAGCAGCCCAGAAUCAGUAUGGAUGUCUUGCCUGCUGACAGUCGGUGCUAUUUUUGGCGCCCCCUUAUUCGGCUUGAUGGCCGGUCAGUUCGGGCGGAAGCCAAUCUUGGUGUUCCUCGGAGUCCCUUUCCUCGUCAGCUACCUUUUACUGGCCUUCAGCGGAAACCUUUACUGCUUUCUCUUCGCUAGGGCGUUCGCUGGACUGGCACUUGGGGGAGUAUUCACUGUUAUACCGAUGUACAGUGGCGAGAUCGCUGAGGACUCCAACAGGGGAAUGCUAGGGGCAGCUAUGAACGUUUUCAUCUGCCUCGGACUGCUAACAUCAGUGACACUAGGUCCUUACGUCGAAUUCAUGUGGUUCAACUUGAUCCUGGCCAUAUUCCCUGCUAUCUUUAUAGUUCUGUUCUUCAUUUUCUGCCCGGAGAGUCCGUAUUUCCUCAUCAAGAAAGACUACAGUAAAGCUGAAGAAUCGCUAAGGUCCAUAAGAGGCACCUACGAUGUUAGCAAAGAACUGAGCGAAAUAAAAGUAACUGUUGAGAAAUCUGAAGGUGGAUCUUUCAUGGAUAUUUUCACUGAUAGGGGAAACCGCAAAGCUUUCCUCAUCGGAGCAGGACUCAUAUUCUUCCAGCAAUUCUCAGGGAUCAACAUAGUGCUCUUCAACGGUACAACCAUCUUCGAAGCAGCUGGUGGCAGUAUGCCGAAGGAAUACGGACCUAUCAUCAUAGCUUUGGUGCAAUUCUUAACCAGUUUUAUCACACCAAUAGCUUCCGAUAGGUCGGGAAGAAAGAUUCUGCUAAUCAUAUCGCAUGUUUGCAUGUUGGUGGUGCAGAUAUUCAUCGGUUUGUACUUCUUCAUGCAGAAAAACGACAAGAGUUCUGUCGAAAAUUACAGCUGGCUUCCUGUCACUACUCUGGUUAUCUACAUCACAGCUUACAACACAGCGUCUGGACCUAUCCCAUGGGCUGUGUUGGGAGAACUGUUUCCUUCUAACAUAAAAGACUUGGCAGCAUCAGGGGCAUCAGCGGUAUGCUGGAUUUGCGGUUUCAUAAUCACAUAUACGUAUCCCACCCUCAGUGAAUCCAUAGGGAUGGGAAUCAUCUUCUGGUUUUUCUCAGGAUGUGGUGUAUUCGCUACGUUGUUUGUCGUAUUUUUCGUGAUCGAAACAAAGGGCAAGAGCUUACAACAAAUUCAAGAUGAACUCAAUUCAUGAUUGGAGUUAGAGGGACGCAAGUUAGUGCAAUUCGGACUAUAGGAUGAGGAAUAGUUCAGCUUGGAAAGUUAUAUAGGAAUAAAGAACGACGAACUUAUAUUUAUCCAACUUGGAUCAUUGAAUUUUUCCUUUAAGAGUGCUGUGGUAUUUAGAAAAUUGAGGAAAAAUGUAAAUAUAAACGACUUUUUUUAAGUCAUUAAUCUUUAAUCAUUCCAUAUUUAUUUAUAUUUCGUAUGUUAAAAUAAAAAUGAUGGAUUUGUA
Messenger RNA from Coccinella septempunctata (seven-spotted ladybird), 1940 nucleotides. RefSeq names its product facilitated trehalose transporter Tret1-like. The transcript has 2 exons. The coding region runs from base 321 to 1679 and encodes 452 amino acids. Gene Ontology annotation, molecular function: transmembrane transporter activity. NCBI's taxonomy places the organism in Eukaryota, Metazoa, Arthropoda, Insecta, Coleoptera, Coccinellidae. The record is from RefSeq and is a predicted model, not a curated record. Gene Ontology annotation, cellular component: membrane. Gene Ontology annotation, biological process: transmembrane transport.